Molecule: messenger RNA, 444 nt
Organism: Malassezia sympodialis ATCC 42132
Lineage: Eukaryota; Fungi; Basidiomycota; Malasseziomycetes; Malasseziales; Malasseziaceae
Exons: 3
Coding region: 1-444 (147 amino acids)
Source: RefSeq, a predicted model, not a curated record
AUGGAAGUACGUACACUGAACCAACGGCCAGCCGUGGUGAUAUGGGGCAUGUCACAAACCGAAGAGAAAAGACUGCUUCGGGAGAUUCGCAGGUUUGAGGUGGAACGCCUUGCCCACGAAGAUAUUGAGAGCGAAGACCUGAAUUGGUACCUGGCAGAUUACAGCCGCUACAUGACCAAGCUGUCGUUGUCACAUGCUUUGGCUCAGUCCACCAAGAUUAGCUUCUUUGAAAGUGUCAUCGAGACUACCAUCGAUACAACGAAAGAUAUUCCACGCAGCAUUGCCGAAAGCGGGAAAGUGGGUAUGCCUCCUAUGGACAUUAUGAAACACAUUGGACAUGUGCGUGAUCGAACUGAGACUAACUUUGCUAGCUCUUCAUUUUACAACCAUUGUACGCCGCCGCUAGGAGCUACCUGGAAAUCCAACCACGCAUCGACCUACUAA